AUGCCGCGCUACGAAAGUUUCGGUCACAUAGCUCGUAGAGACGAUGGCCGUUGGGGCAGAAAAGUUCUCGAGUGGCGACCACGGGCUGGAAGACGUAGCGUGGGCAGGCCUCCUACUAGGUGGACCGACGAUCUGGUAAAGGUCGCGGUAAGAGCCUGGAUGCGGGCAGCGCAGGACCGCAAUUUUGUUUCAGAAUGCGCUAUACGACUGAGAGCGGCGCGGAGUGGGAAGGUGCAUUCCGGGCACCUGCCCCGGACACACGGCUGUCGGCUCCUCAUCCCGCAGCCGUCACCAAAAAACGCCCUGCUCGUAGAACUACAUAAACUCAACGUACCCUGCGCGGCGGGGUUCAUACGCUUCGCUCCAAACACGCCCACUCUCUGUGGAAAACUCGACCAGAUCCCACCGCCGAGCAGAAAGUUCAUGUACUCCUCAAGCUCCAAAAACCCAGCGGUGGAACUCCACGGCCGGCCCUCGUUCGCCGCGACCUACCGUCUAGUAGAUCACUGCCAUGAUAUCCUACUGACGGCUCGGAACGGCUCGUUCGAGGUCGGCCCAGCUGUGAAGCUGUUCUGCUCGUACCACAUCCAUUUGCCUUACGGAAACCGGGUUGCGUUGAGACUGCAGAUGGGCACGGGACCAAAGAGUGUGAAAGAGAAUGAUUUGUCGAAUAUAAUACAUGAGGAUGCGCUCGCCCGGUGUAGAGGGAUGGAGCUGACGUUGGAGGAUGGGGAGUCGAGAUGGAAGCACUGUUCGCAGCCAGGGGACCCUUUGCGUAGUGUUCAGAUUAUAUCUGAAGCGAAUUCUGUGCGACUGAACAUUAGUGUGCUAGCGAAGAAGAAUUCUUCGGCGAUGUGGUUGAAGGUGUGGUGGAUGGAUAAAGCAAUAGAGGAUGUUGUUGGGCAUUGUGACUACGGGUGGGUGCUGUCUGGUGACUUCUGCAUAUCGGCUGUGAGGGAGGCGAAGAGGCCGUGGAGGCAAGCCGAGGCUGAGUGCGUCCGGUUAGGAGGACACCUGGUCAGCGUGCUGAGUGAACGACAGCAGCAGAUUAUAGACCAAAUGCUAAUACAUGUGCCCGGCGCAGGAGUGGACGACGUAUACUGGAUCGGCGCCACGGACUCCGUUCAAGAAGGCGAGUUCAGAUGGUCGGACGGCCUGCCUUUUUCCUAUGCCCACUGGUUUCCGGGCUGGCGCAAACACAGUAGCCAGCCGAACGACGACGGCACCUCCGGCCAAGACUGCGUGGAGGCGCGAAGGGAAUUCCCACCACGGCCACCUCCUGCCACGACCACCUUUAUGUGGAACGACAGAGGGUGCAGGGAACACAACUACUUUGUGUGCGAACGGCCCAGCGUUGAUGAUCCAUACACAGCAUCCAAGAUCCAGUGCAACGAGACGAUAGUGGUGUCCCGCUCGCGGCCGCACGCCAUAGUGUCGAGCCCCGGCUUCCCUCGCCCCUACCCAGACGAUGCGGACUGUGUGACACUACUGCGAGCGCCGCCCGCCCACACCAUACGCGUGCACUUUGAAGAGCUGCUGACAGAACAUGAACCGCAGUGA
Messenger RNA from Ostrinia nubilalis (European corn borer), 1560 nucleotides. RefSeq lists its product as uncharacterized. Gene Ontology annotation, molecular function: signaling receptor activity. Bases 1 to 1560 code for a protein of 519 amino acids. The transcript is spliced from 6 exons. The record is from RefSeq and is a predicted model, not a curated record. NCBI's taxonomy places the organism in Eukaryota, Metazoa, Arthropoda, Insecta, Lepidoptera, Crambidae.